AUGCAGCAUAUUCAACAUCUAUCCACUUAUGACAAUGACGGUCCUCCUCCUCUACCCAAUAAAACCGGUGCCGCUGACCCUAAUCCCCCUCCUAUACCUGAAAGACCUAAAAAUAUUCCAUCCUAUUUAAAAGUCACAUCACCCCAAACAAAUGGUAUAGGAGAUGAAAAUACUUAUGUUCACAGAAAGGACCACUACUAUCCCAAGUUACCCUCAAAUUCACCACCGAAACUUCCCCCAAAAAAUAUUAUUUCCAUUCAAUUAGAUGAAAAAACAGAACGAGAUCGAUCCAAUGUUGUUAAUGAACUCAUCGAAAAUGAGAAGCUUUUCUACGUACAAAUGACAUACCUCUCAGAAAUUCUUUCUAAUGGUCAGAUUGGCGUACCAAUAUUUGCGGAGGAUUUGGCUGCAAUAAAAAUAAAUUUGCCAGAUUUUAUUUCUUCUUCGGGGGAAAUUCUUGCAGCCUAUAACAAAGCCGUUUCCGAAGCUCCAGGAAACAAGCUUUCCCAUGCCAGUAUUGCCACCCAUUUGAUGCCACAUUUGCCGAGACUCAGUGAAGUGAUUAUCAAUUACAUAAAAGAAUUCGAUCCGCAAAUUGUAGAGCAUCGUCCACAAUUAACAAAUUACUUUGCGAAGGCUGAUGAAUUGUUGCAGAAAAAAGAGAGCACAAUAACAACCUUACUAGAUCGAUUAUUCAAACUCUUUCAAAGGCCCUUCCAUAUUAUGGGCAUUUUGAAUCGACUAAAAAAGUUUACACCAGAUAAUCAUCCUGAUUACCCCUGUGUUUUGGCAGCGGCUGCUGCUAUUCAAACAGUCUGCGAUAAAGCUGAUGCUUGCAAAAGAACGGACGUGGAUUAUAGUUCUUCAAGUACUUACCAAGGAAGUCUUGAACUGGAUGCAGAUGGCAACUUGGAGGAUUCCCGAAUGAUGUACUAUCGAAAGAAGCAGAAAAACCUAGCCUUUCUACUCGACAAUUUAUGCAAAUGGAUUGAAAAUCACAGUAAGGAUUUGAAAGCGCUGAUAGGGGACAGACGAUGUCUCAUCAAGGCAUCUCAUGGUCUCUUGGUAUCUUUGGAUAAUGUUCAAAGUAUUUCCGCGGUUCUGGACUUCCACAGUACCAUGGUUAAUCAUAGUAUCGAGAAUUUCAAUUCAGAGAAGGUGAGUUUCGUUCCGAAUUCAAUUCAAAACCAACCUCGUUAUUUAAAGGCAAAACCUAAUCUAACCUAUGCAAUUAGUAAAUAUCGCGCGGACGAAUCUCGAGCCAUGACAAUUUCGGAAGGAAUUUUAAAUCGAACAGAAACAGUAAUCAGGAAUCUCUUUCUGUUUUACCUCCAGAAGGUCCACGAGUUAAUGCUCUUCCUCGCAAUCAAACCCGGUGGCAUUAUGCAUCGAUACGCAAAAAAUAAGGGUUGGAUAGACAAGUCGGAAGUUAAAGGGAGGAUUGAUCAAGAUGUGGAAUCCUGGAAAGCACAGAUCAGACUUGUUCAACCCUCAUUACCUAUCGCUUUGGAUCGACUUUGUGGGGCAGCUAUAAUCGAUGGCGUCGAAAGAGGUUGGAAAGGGAACAAAAAGCUCCUCUUGAAACGACCAAAAAAUAAGCAAAACAACGUUUCCGAGGCGAUAGGGCGGGCAAUCGUUGCAAACGCCAAUCCGGAUCCUGCGAUGUUCCACCACAGGCCUCCAAACCCUGUAGGCCGAGCUAAGGUCCUCUUUUCUUAUUCGGACAAACAAACAACCGUCCAACUUCGACCUGGCGACACUGUGAAUGUCAUCAAAUGGGGCGAUGACUUAGGUAACUCCGAAUGGGCACUUAUUCGAGUGGGAAAUUCCUCCCACUUCUACUAUCCUUCAAAUCGUCUCCAACCAAUUUGA
Messenger RNA from Rodentolepis nana, 1872 nucleotides. The record is from the annotation of a GenBank genome assembly. Lineage: Eukaryota; Metazoa; Platyhelminthes; Cestoda; Cyclophyllidea; Hymenolepididae.